Messenger RNA from Notothenia coriiceps (black rockcod), 432 nucleotides. RefSeq names its product teneurin-3-like. The transcript has 3 exons. NCBI's taxonomy places the organism in Eukaryota, Metazoa, Chordata, Actinopteri, Perciformes, Nototheniidae. Gene Ontology annotation, biological process: heterophilic cell-cell adhesion; neuron development. The record is from RefSeq and is a predicted model, not a curated record. Gene Ontology annotation, molecular function: cell adhesion molecule binding; protein homodimerization activity; protein heterodimerization activity. Gene Ontology annotation, cellular component: neuron projection. The annotation marks the transcript as partial.
GAAGGUGCUGCUAACCCAACUGUAGCCCGACGCAACAUGACGCUGCCAGGAGAGAAUGGCCAGAACCUGGUGGAGUGGAGGUUCAGGAAGGAGCAGACCCGGGGGAAAGUCAUUGUGUUCGGGAGGAAGCUCAGGGUGAAUGGUAGGAACCUGCUGUCAGUGGAUUACGACCGUUCGCUGCGAACAGAGAAAAUAUAUGAUGACCACAGGAAGUUCCUUCUGAAGAUCAUCUAUGACACACAAGGCCAUCCCACACUGUGGGUUCCCAGCAGCAAGCUGCUGUCAGUCAACCUCACAUACUCCAGUACGGGGCAGGUGACUGGCCUCCAGAGGGGUCCCACCACAGAGAAGUGGGAGUAUGACAGCCAGGGACGAAUCAUUUCCCGAGUGUUCGCUGACGGGAAGAUUUGGAGCUACACCUACUUGGAUAAG